Messenger RNA from Cryptomeria japonica (Japanese cedar), 976 nucleotides. RefSeq names its product alpha-humulene synthase-like. The coding region runs from base 32 to 976 and encodes 314 amino acids. Gene Ontology annotation, molecular function: terpene synthase activity; magnesium ion binding. NCBI's taxonomy places the organism in Eukaryota, Viridiplantae, Streptophyta, Pinopsida, Cupressales, Cupressaceae. The record is from RefSeq and is a predicted model, not a curated record. The transcript is spliced from 4 exons.
CGCCAAACUGGAUUUUAAUAUAUUGCAGUAUAUGUACAAGAUGGAGAUGAAGAAUCUCUCCAGGUGGUGGGUCAAUUCUGGCGUCUCCAAGCUUAUUGCAAUGAGAGAGAGGUCAAUCGAAUAUUUCUUGUGGGGAGUUAGUGCAGCAGACACAAUGGAGUUUUCUAGCAUUAGAAUUGCUAUAGCCAAACUCUCAACUCUUGCAACAAUUAUGGAUGACCUUUUCGAUGACUAUGCAACACUUGAUCAAGUUAAACUUAUCAAGCAGGCCAUCGUUCAAGGUUGGGAUGUCUCGGUUGUGAAAAAUAUACCGCAAAAUUUCAAGAUGUGCAUCGAAUUUGUUUUCAAAACUAUGAAAGAACUGAUAAAUGAAGCUACCAAAAAACAGGGACGAGACAUGAUGCCUUUUAUUACAAAAGCAUGGGAAGAUUAUAUUGAAGCUAACAUGGAGCAUGCACGAUGGAAAUCAAGUGGACAUGUUCCAACCUAUAAUGAGUACAUAAGUACUGCUACAACAAGUGCAGCCAUUGGACCAAUAUUGUUGCAUCCUAUACUAUUAGCAGGACCUGCUUUAAGUGACAAUGUUAUUGAGAAGAUGUUCCUUAACAAAUCCAGAUUCUAUGAGCUCAUAUGGAUGUGUAUACGACUAAUUGAUGAUACACGAGAUUUUGAGGAUGAUAGACGCCAUGGAGAGAUUGCCUCUGCCAUUUCUUCUUACAUGAGGGACCAUACUGAAUGUUUAGAAGUACAGGCACUAAAUUACAUCACCAAUCUUGUUGAAGAAUUGCUAAAAGAGUUGAGAUGGAUAUAUUUGAAUCCAGAUAAUUCUUUGCUCGAUUGGGAGAAGAUAUGCUUCGACUUUAACAGAGGGUUACAGUUUCUUUAUAUAUUUGGAGAUGGCAUCACCUAUUCUCAUAAGGAGGUCAAGCAUCAAGUAUUUAAAGUUUUUGUUGAUCCAGUAGUGAUGUGGAAAUAG